This is a messenger RNA of Acaromyces ingoldii, 2213 nucleotides long. RefSeq lists its product as hypothetical. The transcript has a single exon. Gene Ontology annotation, biological process: regulation of DNA-templated transcription. Gene Ontology annotation, molecular function: DNA binding. Lineage: Eukaryota; Fungi; Basidiomycota; Exobasidiomycetes; Exobasidiales; Cryptobasidiaceae. The record is from RefSeq and is a predicted model, not a curated record. The coding region runs from base 149 to 2092 and encodes 647 amino acids.
CGUUUUUGCGUCUGCGCGUCCAGACUUAGACUAUUUUUGUUUGUUUCAGGGUGGUGCAUAUUAACGACGCCGACGCCGAGAGCAUACGACGACAAACCACGAGCGGUCGUUGAGAGGGGCCGUAAGAGCAUCCGGAAGAGGGAGCGAUAUGAGCUCGCAUACACCGUAUCAGUAUUCUGGAUCCUUCUCCCAGCAUCACCCACAGAGUAGCUGGAAUCAGCAGCAGCAGCAGCCAUCGACUAGCUAUCACUCUUGGACGUCUUCUGAUUACCCUCCUCCUCAGCAACAACAACAACAACAACAACAGCAGCAGCAGCAGCAGCAGCAGUCGCAAGCCCACAACCUUGCACAAGCACAAUACCAUUCGCAACAGCAACAGCCGCCGCCAGUGCAAGAAGGUGCUGCCGCGUCUCGAAACGCGUUCAGGCAAAACUACCAGACCUCAAACCAGCUUCAGGGCCGCUCCGCCCAAGACGUCCAGGUCGCCGGUGUGCUCCAAGGCCUGCAUUGGCAGGGCGACUCCAGCUCGUCGUCUUCCACCGGGUCACGGGACACAUACUCCACGCUCGGGGGCCAGCAGCAGCAGCAGCAGCAGCAGCAGCAGCAGAAUCACAGCACGAGCAACACGAACGCGAGUGAUAGUGCACUCUGGGAAGGCGGUGGAGCGGGCAGCGGCAGCAGCAAUCAUCGCCAACAGCAACCGUCCUACCCUUCAGGUGUAUACUCGAACCAAUUCAGACACCUGACACCUUCCCCGUUAACCUCUUCCAGCGCUCCUCACGUAUUCGAGUCGCAGACGCCGGCAGCGUCCUCCACGUCACACAACGGUGCAAGGGCUUAUUACCCCGCGCAGUACAACGGCAACAACACGGACAGGCGAGCCGAGCAAAUGGUGCCGGCACAAGAACAGCAAAAGCAGCAGCCUUUUCACCAAAGCUACUAUCAGCAGCCACAUCAGCACCAGCAACAAGCGGCUCAGCAGGGCAGCGCCUCGUCCCGCUUGCCUGCAGAUGUCAUGAUGGUCGGCGGACCCAUGCUAGGCACGCCUAGGCAGAGCGGCCAUGCUCAGCCAAGCAGCGCCAGCAGCCCGGAAGGAGAGUCGGGAGCAGCUUCGAGCGGCAGGACUGCAUAUCCACAUGCAAAUGCAAAUUCAGGUGGAGCUACUGUUUCGCCUGGCGACCUGGCGCUUUACCAGUCGCAGCUUUCCUCCUCGGCAGCCGCGGCCACUGCGACUUCACCCGCAAAAAGUAAUGCCAUCUCCAACGUGACCAGAACGGCCAAGGGAUAUGCUUCCAAGCCGAUAACGGCAACAGCAGCGGCGACAACAACAACAACAACGGGUGGCGCUGCCCUGAUGGGAGGCUCAGAGACGGCGGCAGUCACGCCUGCGCUGAAACGCAAGCGUGGACGACCGAAGGGCUCGUUGAAAGCGCGUACCGAUGGCCAGCCGCCUUCUAGCAACGCAUCUGCAGCGCCAACAGCUCCUCACCUUGAUACUUCUGGAGCUCCGGCAAAGAGGGGACGAGGCAGACCUCGAAAAGUGGUCGACUCCAUCCCCAAGUUCGAUCUGCCCAAACAUCUGCUGACGUCGACCGGAGCCCCGCCAACUGCUACGGGAGCGACAUCGGCAAAAAAGAAGGGACGCCCUUCCAAAGCCAGUCAGGCAUCUGUGGUGGCUAAUGGAGCAAACGGCCAAGGCAGCUCACGCCCCUACAACGAAAGUGCCAUUGAAGCUGCGUCGAUCCAAGCAGCCAUCUCACAAGGCGCAUUUGCCAAUCCUCACUUUUUCGGGCAGGCACCUCAACACCCUCACCAGGCCCUUGGCCCGGGCUACCAGACGCCGCCGCCCAGGAUCGUAGAAAAGAUCGUGGUCAAAGAGGUCAAAGUACCCGUUGAAAAGAUCGUAUAUCGAGAUCGGCCACCAGUAGCCUCGCCUGCUGCGCUCAAGGGCGUGGAUGCAGAGACAAAAGCAAAGCUGCUGGCCAAGUUUGAUCAGCUGAGGACAUUUGGCAAUGGGCUCGAGUCAGAGGAGAUGCAGGAGGAUUUUGAUGGGCUUCUGCAGGAGGCAGUGAAGCUCGUGGAAGGUGGCUAGUGGGGAAGUGAGCGCAAGGAGGCGAGGGCGCCAUGAUGAAGGGCGAGAUAUAGAUAAUCAUACAAUACGACUGUGACGAUAACUCUUUCUGUAGCAUAAAUCAACGUCAGCGUGACGAUGG